AUUUUCAGCAAAUUGGUCAUCAAAGAGAGUGAGAAAGACGCAUUUUAUCAAUUCUCUCUUUUUCUCCAGGCUCUGAAGAGUUGGAUGUUUCACGUAGAGUUCAUCGGCCUCAAUAGAGAAGGGACCGCCGAAUUUUAUACAUAUCAGGUUCUCUGGAGCAUACCUACGCCGGCAUACCCGGAGCCAUAUGUGACUGUCAGCGUGUUCUUCUACAUCGCGGCGAGUCGCGUGCAGCCGCCGCACUUUCCAGUCGACGUUUCGUACGUCUUCGAAGGGCACCAGUUUGCUCAUCGGUUGGACAUGAUAUUUAGACCGAAGUGGCUCUAUGACAUUCUCGACAUGAAGACCAUGUUGUUCAAGACUUUCACAUUUUGAGAUAUAUUUCUAUAUGCAACUCUUUAAUAUGUUACAAAUUUAUUAAGCUCUCUUUUUUAACUACGUAUGUCUGAAUUUAUAUAAAUAGAAAUCAUAAAGUCUCAUUAUAUAUAUAUAUAUAUAUAUAUAU
This is a messenger RNA of Odontomachus brunneus, 505 nucleotides long. RefSeq names its product A-kinase anchor protein 14-like. Gene Ontology annotation, molecular function: protein kinase A regulatory subunit binding. The annotation marks the transcript as partial. Lineage: Eukaryota; Metazoa; Arthropoda; Insecta; Hymenoptera; Formicidae. The record is from RefSeq and is a predicted model, not a curated record. Gene Ontology annotation, cellular component: cAMP-dependent protein kinase complex. The transcript is spliced from 2 exons.